CCGCACGGCAUGAUGCUGUUCUCUGUUUCGUGAAUCUUUGAAGUGCAAUUGAGAAAUCCUUUCUUGAGGCGGACAGCCGGAGGGGUUUUUUCGAGAGUGUUUUUCGAGUGAAGAUAGUGGUACCUCCCACCCUUCUUAGUAAGGGAGGAAAAAAGACUCCAUUUUUCUUUACGUCUCAAAUCACCGUUGCGGCCAAAGUUGUUUUCCACCGAGAAUGUCAUGAGCAUUACGACCUCUGCUGCCGCGGCUUGACCGACGUGAAGCUUUGCAGCGUGGACUGGGUCAGUAGACCUCGUCCUUUUGCGUAGAGGAUGUUGAGACGAACAGCGGCGCGGUUGCGCCACAUGCACUACGAGACAAUCAACCCCGCGAACGGAUACGAGAGGGUCCCGAACAACAUGUACCGUGUUUUAGCAUUGCAGAAAUGAAAUGAUUUCUUUCGGUGAAUGUGGCAGCUGCAAGAAGACUUCAGUAUUAUUUUUCUUCCCCGAAAAAUACCGCAGACACAACGGCGCCGUGGCAGCGCCCAUGUGGCCAACCAAAGUUCUGGCGCACGAAAUGGAAAAGGGAAUGUAUCUGAGGGGCAGUGGGAUAUGGGGGCCCGAGCACACCGCGGUUACCCGGCUCAUUUUGUAAUACUUUUGGAUUUCCUUUCAGCCCUGCUUGAUUUAAAAAAAAGAAAAAUGUGUAAGUACUCAGAGGACUCAUCUGCCCGUGUCCUACAUGCAGUCAUGCUCCCUCCCUCUCACCAGGUACAAUCGUUUGAAGCAUUGGCGACCGCAGCGUGAGAUGCCAGCUUUAGAAGAUGAACAGGACGAGUACGAGAUGGAUGUCGCCUGUAUGUGGUUGACCAGCUUCGGCUGCGUUUUUGGCAUGUUCAUGUACAUGCGCGGGUGGUGCGUCAAGUACAGUUUCGUUUGCUGUUUUUUUUCUUGUUUCAUGGAUUGGUGUGCGAUAUCAUGUACAUUCGUUUGCGUAUCGAGACUCUUUCGACACUGGUUGCACAUCAACAAAUCAGAUACCAGACCGUGCAUGACGCCUACCCAUGGAACACAGCGCGUAUGGACGGCACAAGAGGUAGUGGUAACGUGCUCUGGAUGCUUGAGUGAGGACAUUCCGAUUCCGUCUCGCGCAACCGUAGGAUACUGCAAAACAUAAAUACUUGAAGUACCUGCUUACUGUACAUACAUCAGAUUUUGUUUCCAACGAACGUUGCUCGCGCCUGCUUGAGUUUUUGACAUCAGUAGAGUUCAGAUGUCCCUGGCUUGCAAACCAAAAGUCGGUCCAGGAGCUUUUUCGAGCGACAAUAAUAACUAGAAAAAGUUUUCUCACGCGCUCAUGUCCUACUUGGC
Molecule: messenger RNA, 1352 nt
Organism: Amoebophrya sp. A120
Lineage: Eukaryota; Dinophyceae; Syndiniales; Amoebophryaceae
Source: the annotation of a GenBank genome assembly